UGCGGUAGAAUUGUACUUAGCAGUGGAGUUGUUUACUAAUCUAGUGGAUGGGUUGGGUGAAAAAAUAGUGACUUGAACAGUUAGAGCAUUGGAACGUGGUAUUUCCAGUUUGCCGGCGUGGGUGUCCUGAGAAAUCGUGGCCAAAGAAUAUAAAGAUAACAAGGAGAUCGAGUUCGUCGCUUCCUUCCUCGUAGAGACUUCAACUGUGCAGUGAAGAACUAUUUUGUUUGUAUCAGUAUUGAAAUGAAGUUAUUCAAGUUAACGAUAUUACUAGCGGCAUUAGUUGCUGCUAGUGCCUUCCCAACACCGCAAGAGGAUAAAAUCGCUGAAGUCGCCGAAGAAAGCUCAGUCGUCGUGAUUCCAUCGGUAAAGCUUACCAAGGACGCUGCCAGUGAGGAAGUUCACAUGGUUCAGAAGAUCGAAAUCCACGUUGAGGUGGCAGCCCCUUCAGGCAUGAUGAUGCCCGCCACGGUUCGAGUAUCGGAAGUCCGCAAGAAGGUUCCAGCGAUUGCGACUGAAGUUGAGCCGGAAGAAGCCGUUGAGAAGGUUUCUGUGGCACUGAAAUACCCAGAAAGCGUGAAGGUUCCAGCGGUGACAGCGGAGGACAAACCUGCUUUGAAGACACCGGAAGCCGUGAAGGAAGAUUCUGAAACUUCCGAAACUGUAGAAACUGAAUCGGCCGUUGAGGUUGAGAAGCCAGCCAAAACUGAUGUCAAAUUCCCUCCGGAGUUCAUCAAAGUCCCACCAGUAGAGGAGGAAUCGGAACAUGCUGAGGUUGCUGCCGAUGAAAAGGUCGAUGAAACUAAGUCUGAUGAAACUGUCAAGUCUGAAGAAUCGGCAGAGAAGCCUGUUGCAGAUCAAGCUGCCGAGGAGACGGAGUCUGUUGUCAACAAAGCUGAAGAACCGGUUGCCUUGAAGACUGACGUUGUUAAAGACGAAGAUUCGAGCAGCAAGUCUGAAGAAGACGUGAAAGUUCAUGAUACCGUUGCUGAUGACGCAGCUGUUAAAGUGAAAACCGAAACAAAGGAAGAAACCCAGGAAGAUCCAAUUGUGGAAGAGGAAGUCAAGGUUACCGUUGAAUCCACCAAGAAAGAUGACGUUAAAGUCGUUGCAGCUAAAAAACCUGUGAAGAAAAUUACAAAGGAUGAUGAAGAAAAGGUCACUAUUACAAAAGAAAAAAGCGACGUUAAGCCAGCUGAGGUUGAGAAGACCGAUGUUGAAGUAACCGAAAAGAAGGAACAGGUAGAGAGUGAGGUUGUUGACCCCUCCGUUGUCAAGAAUGUACCGAUUGUUGAGGAUAUUUCUACCCAAACCAAGAACACCGAAGCCGAACCCGUCUACAAAGUUAUUCCGGUUGAGGUUGUGAAAGAAGAUGCCGUGGAGGUUGUUAAGACUGAAGAAGUUAAAGAAAGCGAAAUCAAGGCUGUUGAAGAUGUGAAGGAAGAGGAAACUCAGGUUAAAGAUACCGAAACGAAAGAAGUAGCAGAGGAAGCUGUUCAACAUGAUGAAACAGUCAAGGCUACGGAGUCUGAAAUCGUCAAAGAGGAAGAACCAGCCAAGAAAGUUACCACUGCAUCAAAAGUGAUUGUAAAGCCAGCCAAAAACCAAGAUGACGAAUCUAUUGUAUUCGUUGUUCAUGCCAAGCGGCCCGAGGCUGAUGAAUCUGCUGAUAAGGAAGCUGAAACUAAAGUAGAAGACGCACCGGUACCAGCAGAAGAAACCGCUGCCGUUGCUGCCGAUACAGAAGGGAGUUCAAUUAAAGCAGCAGCCGAAACUGAGACAGCCGAGAAGAAAGUUGAAGAUAAGAGUGACAGUGAGAGUUCAGCCAUUAAGCCCGUAGAACCCGCAGUAAAGGCGGACGAAGAACAGAAGCCAGAAACUCCAGUCAAGGUCGAAGGCAAGAAAGGAAAUAAGAAGAAGUUGCCAGGUUCGAACAAGAAACAAAAUACAAUCUGAUUUCCGCGGUUAUCGAAAGCGUCUACAGCAAGAACAACAUCAGAAAUCGUAAAGCCGGACUAAAAACAGGAUCAUAUCAAGGAAACAACCAAGUUGGAAUACAAUUCCACUCGAAUAAGUCAUCCCCAGCAACGAAUGUGAAAAAAAAAAAAUAUCUUCGAUCCUCUGGACAGGACGAGAAAUGCGUGCAUUAUUUAAAUUCUAAUUUUAAAGCUCGACAUACAUGUUAGGUUAAGUUUUGAACAAAAUACUCAUGCAGACGGGAACAUUUUCGCUCCCCGUGAAAAACCUUUAAAGAACUUUGAGGAAAACAUCACACAGACCACACAAACAAGUAAACAUCAUGACACAAAACAUCAACGACACAUUUCAGUACUGUGCUAUUACGCUUUAUGUAAGUUAUGCUCAAGACGAGAAUAAAUCCUGACAACAGUA
This is a messenger RNA of Uranotaenia lowii, 2391 nucleotides long. Its product is annotated as nucleolin-like. The coding region runs from base 244 to 1956 and encodes 570 amino acids. The transcript has 3 exons. The record is from RefSeq and is a predicted model, not a curated record. Lineage: Eukaryota; Metazoa; Arthropoda; Insecta; Diptera; Culicidae.